AUGGCCACUGACCCCAGCGGAGGUGGUAAGCCCAGUCUUCUGAGUAUUUUACCGGAUCUAACAGCGGAGUUUCUGAAAGAAAUUACAGAUGGAUUCUCCGCUGAGCGAAAGCUGGGGGAAGGCGCAUUUGGAACUGUUUACAAGGGGUUUCUGCAAGAUGGGCAAGCCAUUGCUGUGAAGACGCUCUCAGAUAAUUCCCCAGUGACACCUGACAAACAGUUUCGGAAUGAGGUUGGGAAUCUUAGGGCCAUCCAGCAUGAGAAUAUAGUGAGGUUAUCUGGCUACUGCUAUGAAGUGCAGAGGAAAGUGAUCGAGCACAAUGGAACACACAUUCGUGUGGAGGUGUCUGAGCGCUUCCUCUGCUACGAAUUGAAGAUGUUUGGGAAAAUUUCUGGAGUCACACUCUAUAUCCUGAGUCUGAGUACAUAUACACAUAUACAUAUGGGUCUCUUGGGCAUAAUCUAA
This is a messenger RNA of Miscanthus lutarioriparius, 465 nucleotides long. The record is from the annotation of a GenBank genome assembly. Lineage: Eukaryota; Viridiplantae; Streptophyta; Magnoliopsida; Poales; Poaceae.